AUGAUCAUUCAGGUGAAAGACGAAGAUUUCAAAGUACUAGUACCGCGGGUCCUGACGGCUCAAGAAAUUGCUUCUAUUCAGAAGCCAAACCAGCAGACCUUCGACUUGACUGCCUUCACCGUGCGCCUAGUCCUUGGAGCAUCCUGGUCGGUCAUGGCAAAAGACGACUUCCAACUGGCUAUUUCCAACCUCACCCGCAAGUCCUCAGAGAACAAAGACUUCAUCACCGCAGCAUCAUUGGAAAAUCUGAUGACGAGAGCCUGGAUUGAGAGGGCUCUCGAUUACUACCUUCACCCAAGCAAACACAAGCCACUUCAUACCCACUCCUAUCAUAUCCCGGAUCUUGCCGCCCUCGCCAGCGUGAGGGGACAAAGAGCCUUCGCGAUUCUGAUCCACACCGAAAAUGUCGAUCUUCUGAAUGCCAAAGACCAUGCUCAGGAUCUUUUGGACGAUGGCAAGCUCCCCUGGAAGAAGGAAAAAUGUGUCAAAAUCCUGGAAGAUGCGGAUCCUUCCAAUGAACGUUGGGAGCCAAAGCCUGAGCUGCUCGAAUCAGCAGCCAAAGAAAUGUAUUCUUCACAGUGGAUCUUCCUCCCGCCAAAGUUUUCUCCGACGACUCUCCAUCAGAAUUUCGAAGACGAUCGCAUUCUCCCCUUCGUUGGAAAACCAGAACUGCUCGGUGAAGGAGCUUACGGCAAAGUGUACACAUUGCAAAUUGAUCCUGAAUGCCAAACUUUUUUGGAUCAUUAUCCUAAGCUUGUGAGAAAGGAGAUGGAAGGGCCCGAAUCCAUCCAAAGUCACGAGAAUGAGCUUGAAGCUCUGGGGAUACUUUCCAGUCCCGGACACCGCAACAUUCUCAAGUUACUAGGCUCCUACACGUACAUGAACAAGCGAAAUCUGAUUUUCCCAUCUGCCGAGAACGGCAGCUUGGAGAAGCUUUUGAAGUGCGGAGGCAAGUCUCCUUUUCUUCGCAAGGACGAUGUCUUGUCUGCCUUGGUGGGCUUGGCUUCUGCUAUCAAGUACCUACACAAUCCCACUGUAGAGGCCAGGCUGGAAGGGCAAGGUGUCCAGCGCAAGGGGUUCCAUCACGAUCUGCAUCCCCGCAACAUCCUUCUUUCCGGGACGAGGUUUAUCUUAGCGGACUUCGGAAUGGCUAGAUUCAAGCGUCAUAGCGAAAACUCCAAUACACAAUCCAGGCAGGUGCACAGCGACUUUUUGGCUCCAGAAUGCACACCCUUCAUCGACAAGUCUGAGCAGGACGGCAUCCGUCGUUCUGCCGAGAUCUGGUCUUACGGUUGCAUUCUGGUCGAGAUUUUGGCUUUCAUGCAUGGCGGGUCCGAACGAGUGAAAGCAUUCAGAGAAGAACGCUCUCAAGACACGACGAGUCCAGGGAUCAGAUCUGCCGGGUUCUACAUUGGGGGAGAUGGCAUCAAUCACAUCGUCAAUAAGUUUCUCGAAGACUUGGAAAGAUGUCCUACCCCUACGAGCCUCUCUCAUCCCGAGCGCCUGCUCAGUCUCAACCCUUUGUUGGCACUGAUUCGAGACAUGCUCUCCAUCCAGGCGGACAAGCGGCCGCGUGCGUCCAUGAUGCUAUGUCGCCUUUCAUUUGUUGCCCUGUUCGAAAUCUCUGCAGCAGUCUCGGAAAAAUUUAAGCAAAUCGUGCCCGAUGGUGAAUCCACAACUCUUGGCGCGGAGAGGGAGCGCAUCCGCUUUGAGAGCUGGCGCUAUGCACUAGAACUGCUUGAGGAUAUCACGACUGUUGGAAUUAGGGACACGUUCCCAUUCGAAGAAGUCAGGAACAUGCUCCUUCAGCUUGAAGAGAAAUUGAUCAGAACACUCCUGCUGUUGUCUCCUGUGAGUCUUCUCAUCGACCGACUGUGGGAAAUCUUGACAGCGGAUGAGAAGAAGCGUGCAGACGCACACUUUGAUGAAGAGCUACUUCGAGGCGACGACAGAAUCAAAGAAUGUCCAGAUCCCAGUUUCUUCGAUAGCAGGCGGAAGGCUGUGUUGAAAAUCAAGCAAAUGACAGACCAGCUCGACGAGCUCAACACUGCUCAACAAUCUUUCGAAAUAGACCACCAUGAGAUCGAAAUGGAAGACCCGUUCGGCGAACAUCGUAUUGGCACUAUCAAGAAGUCAAGUGCAGUCCGGUUUUCCGCGGUUCCACAACGUGUACUCGUCGAAUGGCGCGAACCUACAUCAGUCCAUUCUGACGAGGGCAACAAGGAUGGCCAGAAGUUCGUGGAGUACACAAACCGGUUAUCUAAACUCCUUGCAAUCGAAAAGCCGACUUUCUUCCACGCCCUUACAUGUCGUGGGUUCAUCAGAGGGAGGAACGCAUCGCUGGGCCUGGUCUUCAAUCUCCCAGCCGGUUAUCUGAAGCCGGUAUCCCUCUUCGACGUGAUCACAAUAUGCCAGAAACCCAAAUUCCACCCGUUCCUCGAAGACAAGUUCAGACUUGCACAUGCCUUAGCUGAAGCCGUCUAUCACUUCCAUCAAGUGGGCUGGUUUCACAAACGUUUGCGCCCGUCAAAUAUCAUCUUUUUUGCCCCACGUGACAGCGCGAUCCCCAAGGCAGAGAAACUCAAGGCCGAGGAAAUCAUCCUGAACCCAUACAUUGUUGGGUUCAGCCACAGCCGGCCAAACGAGCGCGAUCACUUCACUGAGUUCUCCAGCGACCCGAGAAAUGCAUAUUCUCAUCCGGACUACCUUCCCAAGGGAUCAGGCUUCCGGCAGGAGUACGACUACUACAGCCUGGGUCUCAUACUCUUUGAGAUCGGCCAAUGGCACCCAGUCGCGAACGUGAAGGGCUCAUCGAUGGAAAAAAUGACGGUGCAACAAAGACGUGAUGAAAUACUUCAGAAUCGGCUACACAUUUUGCGAAGGACAAUGGGAAAGACGUACUAUGAGGUUGUGAAAACGUGCCUUGAUAAUAAUUGGGCAUCCGACGCACAAAUCUUCGAUUCCGAUCAAAACCAGAGAGUCAGAGAAGACUUCCAUAAGCUUGUCGUGUGUCAAUUGCAGGAGGUGUUCAGGCGACUUUCGGGAACUGAGGGUAUUGCAAUACCGAAGUAG
Molecule: messenger RNA, 3072 nt
Organism: Diaporthe amygdali
Lineage: Eukaryota; Fungi; Ascomycota; Sordariomycetes; Diaporthales; Diaporthaceae
Exons: 4
Coding region: 1-3072 (1023 amino acids)
Biological process (GO): protein phosphorylation
Molecular function (GO): ATP binding; protein kinase activity
Source: RefSeq, a predicted model, not a curated record